GUGAUGACGUUGGCUAUGUCAUAUAAUACUUAUACUCCGUAGUUUCCAUCUAAGAUACCUGCGCUCUUCCGUUUCAGGCGUUACAUGGGAAACAUGUUACAAUCUUGAACAGCGAUGUCCGAUCAAGUUGCAGGUGAAGUCCUUCGCGAUGAUACUCUACCGUUCUUGGUAAAUUUCUCACUUAACGAAGAUUCAGCGUGCUUCUUCGAGCAAGGUGACCAUGACAGGGUUUACUAUUGGCAAGCUCCAUUUGGAAUGACUGAAUCUUAUUUUCUUGACUUCUUAAUCGAAGUCGUAAAUGAAAUCGUCUUGACUGAAGUCUCCAAUCAGGAAACGGGCCGAUUACUCGAGCUCCUCCUUCCUACUUCAGAAUUACUUCCAACGUUACAAAGACAGAAUCAGAAACGUAUAAAAUUGUUGAAAAGAAAUGACGAGGACGCCACAUCCAUAUUACGCGAAAACCUCGCUGGCUUUGAACAAAUAAUUGUACUUUACCCCUCCUUGGGAAACAUAUCAAGCGUACAUCUUCGAAUAGACGACGUAACAGAUCCUUCCGGGGAGAUACGGAAAACAAUCAACCAAAUUCGUCUGAGUGAAGCAACCUUUUAUGCUGAAAGCGAUGCAGAGGAUGAGAAGGAGGAAAGCCAAGAUAUUUAUUCUGAAGAAAUUUACUCGUCAGAUGAAGAUGAAGAAGUUGAGCGGGAAGUCCAAGCAAGCCCGGAGAAGCCUUGCUAUUAUCCUUCCCAAAUGGAAAUGGCAACGAUUUUAAGGAAACGAAUUGAAGCCAUUAUGUCCCAUUACCAUAACAUUUCAAGACUCAAGGAGGUCUUCAACGAUAUUGAAUUCGUAGUGUACACAGCCCGGUACAGAAUGCUAAGCAAUCAGACGGAGAAGAGGAUUCGCCAUCCUGACGCAGGUGUACUUUCAAAAGAAGAACUCGAGUCGUGCAAUUGUGAACGUGAUGGAAAGAAACGGAUGUUCAUGUACGUUCGCAGCGCGGAGACGGAUACGCAUUUUGAAAAACUUAAAGAAGAUGUUCAGGAAAAACCCCAGACACUCUUUGUCAUUGUAGCAGACGAAUGCCACUGGGGAAUAACCAAAGACAAAUGGAGCAAACCCUCUGCCCAUAAUCUUUUCAUCAAUGAAUGGUCCAAAGGCAACCCCCCCAAAAAUGUGAUUGUUCUACAAAUCUCAGCGACACCGUUUAACCUCCUGACGCAGAACUCUCGUCUUCCUCUGGUUCCGUGCGUUAUUCUCAAGGAAAACGUCUCUCCAACCAACCAAGCAGGCGAUCUCGUGGUCCUUAAGCAAGAACCUGACUUGGAGCGAGUAGGGGAAACCUCAAAGAAACUUGAACUUCACGUUGUCCACUGGUCAGAAGUUGAACUUAAAAACUUUGAGAGAGGAAUGCGAAUGAAACUCAAGUCAACUCUAAACAUUGACAAUUCGCUAUACAAGUACCUUCAACUCUCUACCAAGGGAAACCUAGGUGUCACAUCUGUACCAGAAGAGGCAACGGAAUUCCUUAUCCAAGGUAGCCACGGCAUAGUGACUUUGAAAGCAGAAGAAAAAGGAGGACGCUUGUUGACGGUCACCACGAAUACCCAUGGAAACUUAGAAGCCAAAAGUGAUUCUCCAGUACCAACAGAAUUUGAGGUUAAGAUGGAUUUUGGAGUGGAAAAGUACAUCCACCCGGAGGCCUUCGAGCUAAUUCAAAGAAAUAUCUGCGACAGAGUAACACAACAAUUUAAGGAAGACUUGAAGAACGCGGAGAAGCUGAAGAAACAGAGGGCAUCUGAGUGUAUUGAAUUGCAGACAUCGAAAGACAACCUGGCCAUCUCAUUUGUUGAAUGCAUGAUGCACCUUCCUUCACAAGAACUCGAGGAAUUAAAACACUACACACCCUUAAACAUUCAACAAGAAUUGCAAGCAAAUGGUUGUGAGUUAAUGGUACAAAUAUGGCACUCUCUAGUACAAGAACAUGAAACAAGUUCCUUAGUGGAAGAUCUAAUCCAGAGUGGAAAGGGAGAUCUAGGAAAGAUGAAAAUUGUACGAGCUAAAACAAUGAAAACUGCUGAUCAAUUUUAUUACACAGUUCAAUUAGCGCGAGAAGUUGCGGGUCUCAAAGAGUACUUUGAAGUCAUAAGAGACUAUGGAGGUAUUGAGAUUGAGAAGCAGCUUAUGAAAUCGUCAAAUCCCUUCUUUAAAAAGCUUCAACCAGAAGCUUGCACCUAUAAGUUUGAUUGUCAUUGCAGUGAGUUGAAACUACAACCUAGACAUAAAAUAUGUGUUAACUGCCAGCACGUGCACAAAUUGAUAACGCAGUAUGAAGACCUGGAAAACCUGGCAUGCAUACUCAUUCUGGUCGAGAAAGGCCGCAUGGGAGACACAUUUCCCCAGAGUUUUGACUGUCUCGACUUGCGACUUAGCUACGAUAGUAGUUACGAGUUUAAGGAGGGCUCGGCAGUCUAUCUAUCCAGUCUUAUUCAAGAGCUUGGAAGAAUGUGCCGUUAUACUCAAGUUCCCACAAGUGCGACUCCAUAUGUAUUGAUUGGGCGACAGCUAUUCAAGAGACUCAAGACGUCAGUUAAGACGUCUCCAUCAAUAAGUGUAACUUCCUGCAGUAAACCAGACCGGUAUAUGGCUAAGACGCCCCCGAUCAAAGACGCACAAUCAUCGGCUUUGCGAUGGCUAAACUAUGAAGCACAUAAAGACAGCUACGAUUAUGGAAACUCACAAACGCACUGCAACAGAAUCCUUCUGCAAGCCGAACCUCAGAUUGGCAAGACGGGAACGUACUUGUGCCUGAUAAGAGAAUUGCGACUGAAUAUUCUGGGAAAAGCGAGAGUUUUACUCACUUCACCCGCCACAUUUGACGAAGGUUCCUUUUACCAGUGGAAGCACAGAAAUAAUCCUGACGAGUCGGUUAUCACAGAUGUAGAUGAAUGCAAAUACUGGCAAUUUCCGUACUGGAAGACAAUCGCGACUUGCCCAAGCCUGCUCGACAAACCGGUUGAGAUGGGGAAGUAUUCAAUAGGAGGGUGCUUCUACUCUCAUGACAUGGAGGAAAAUCCAUUCAUUUUUCUGAAUGAGGAAGGGAAAACGCUAAUCAAGACCGGUCAUCAAAACCUUAAGACUGAUGAUUGUUCAAAUGGCCCCCGUGCUUGGCAUUGGUACCAUUUUGAAAAAUGUGCUGAGUGUGGAAGACUUCUACAGGGCAAAGAAUCUAAGCUGGAAAAUGUGGUGAUAGACAUUGCUGGAAUCACCGUCACUGUUACAUGCUCCUUGCCCAGCAAUUGUCCGUCAUUCACUCAACUAAAAGAAAAAUUAACGAGCAGUAAAUCUCUAGUGGAUGGUCUCACUUUGCCAUACUGGAUAUUUCAUCCUUCACACAGAGACGAUCCUAGGAAGUGCACUUUGAAUUACCACCACGUAAUGCAAGAAAACGGACGCGUUAUCAAUUAUGUCCAAGUUGUCGUUGUUCGAAAGGAAAAGUUCGAGGCCUACAGAUCCACCUGGGGAAAAGUACUCGUCAUUGUACCACUUCCAGAGGAACUACCCAAUUGCUGCCUUGGACCAGAAGAUGGAGGAAUUGGUUAUGCCAGACUGUUUAUUCAAAAGUUCGCAUUUUCUUUAGAGCUUGAAUACGUCUUCAUGAUUGAUGACAAUAUCGCCAUGAUGUCAGAAGCAGAAUUUUCAAAAGAUCACAUGCCUGGAAAAGAAGUAAAAGUACUCAGAGAUGACAGUGGGGUGAUGCAAAUGCGGCGAUGCACUUUCCUUAAGCCUUUGGCAAGUCUUCAAAAAAUAGUACAGGGAAAGGACACUCCAACCAUGGCUGACAGGGAACACGAGUCUCAUCCACUAAAAGAUGAUUUUGAAGCCCAAGGCUUUCCACUGUAUACCUACACUGGUCCUGCGAAAUUGUUCCGCGAUAAGCAACAUGGGAGCUAUGGUGUUCUUGGUCUGAUGAGAAGUGUCCCAAAAGCAGUGAGUCCGUUCAUGAAGACCCAGGUGUACGCUGUGGUCUUGCUCAAUGUCAAAAGUACUGUGGACAAAGGCGUCUUUUACCGUCCAUGGCCCUGCUGGGAAGAUCUACGCUUCAACGAUGAUUGUGACAAAGCAGGUCUAUGGGUUGUUAGAUGCAACCGUUACUCUUUCGUCAAAGUUCAGUACAAAGCCUGGAUUGAAAGCCUCGUCCUGCCUCAAGUCUUCCCUUGGGAUGAGAAAUGUUCAAUCGUGGAGAGACCAGUUGAAAGCGAGCUACCAGAAGCCCUGGAAGAGAAAAUUAUCCUAGAGCAACUUUGCAACUUUGUGAACACCAGUGGUCCUGACAAGUGUUUCAAAGAGAGAAUUGAAUAUGAUAGACUGGUGAAUAAAGAAGCAGCAGAUUCUCCCCUUCGUAUCCUUGAGCAACUUGAUGUGGGUAUGGUUGCAGAAGAAGAUCGCACCAGGGGAGUUUCUAUGCUGGUUCUCUCCUACUUUCCAGGAAAUCGUAGAAGAGAGACCUUAGAUGUCCUUGAUUCAAAUUUCUGUGUUACAAAGAAGAAAAUUGUUUUCGUUGCAAGUGCCACAGAAGCAAACAGGCGAUGGCCUCAAAUGACUGUGCAAACCAUAUCAACCAGGCACGGUAUUUGUCACAACGAUGAGAUGACUGAUAGAAACGCACAAUUUGCCAUUUUUUCCGCGGCAGACCCUAAGAGGCACCGUUUGCGUUGGAUUUUGAUCGAAGCAUCCUUCUCGCAUAACAACGACGUAGUUAAGACAGAAAUGGGCACAAAUGAUAUUGAGGCUUUUGAAAAAAGCCUUGAAAACAACAGUAAUGCGCUAACUCUGGAUGAAAGUACCUCGUCUAACCAGCAAAAUACAGGCAAAACGACGAAAGGAGUUAAGAGAUCGCUGCAGGAAUCCUCCAAUGACUGCCAAACAUUCAAAAGGCAAAAGAUUCAAGAAGAAUGCCAGAAACGACGUAACAACCAAGAAGGCGAGACGAUGUCGGCAGAUGGGACAGCGGUUAGAAAAGAGAGAGAAAGUAGUAGUAAAUCUCCCCAUUCGGUGAGAGAAGUCGACAAUUUAGCUUUGUUCGGUGGAGAAGGAGAUGCCGAAGUCGAAAGUAACUCCAGUAUCGUAAGCGAAACCCCGCAGUCUCAAGAGAGGAGACAAGAAGAUGGAUGUAACAAUCGCAAGUAUUUUGAAGGUACCAGUGAGGUCACUAAAGCUAUCGUCGAUCUUUGGAUGGAAUACAAGAAAAUUCCAGGGAGCGCUAAAAAGGUGAAGCAGGAAACAGGAACGAGCGAUCUUACAAUGGAAUAUGUAAAGAGCAAGCUUUCGAAAUUCACUCUUAGCCAGCUAGAAGAAAAAGAUGAGAGUGGUUACAAUGCGCUCUUGAAAGCCUGUUCCUUACCAUCCAUGAGUCCUCAUGUAAUGCAGUAUCUCAUAAAUGAUGCAAAAGUAGAGAUCAACUCUCGUUUGCCUCCUAACUUUGACAGGCACCACCCAGCAGGCGAAGGGUUGAUUCCAGGAAUGUCUGCUUUGUCAGUGGCUAUUAAAUGUGGAAAGAAAGCCAAAACGCUUCAAACUUUCACGAAACGAGGAAAAGAAAUUUCGGUAGGAACUUUUGACGAGGAGAGGAAUACUGCUCUUCACCACUGUGUUCUAUCCUGUUCUAAAUUUGCCUUUAAGAAGGUAUUCCCUCUGUACAAGAACAAGAAUUGGAAAACGAUGAUCAACGGUGAGGGAAAGAGCCCUUUAGACAUUGCCAAGAACAUGGAAUGGAGUAGAUUGAGCGAAGGUAACAAACAGACCAUUGCAUUCAUUCUUAAGAAAUGGAGGGAGGCGAGAAAUCUAAGCGAUCAGAAUAAACGCGUACAAACAUUUAAAGAAAUGGAGGGAGGCGAGAAGUCUAAUUAUCAUCCAAAUUUCUUAAAAAAAGAGCCGUUAAUGAAUGAUGGCUCUCUUGAAGGAAAGCAAGCCAACAGCCAUCAAAAUGAACGCGUAAAUACAUUCAAUGAAGAACAUCAGGAAUGGUCCACCCAAAUAAAGCGACCAAAAAUUGGUGACGGUUACGGCCAGCAUGUAGAAGAAGUAGUUCCUGGCAAAGCUGUUGAUGGAGGCGGAAAAGUUGGUCUUGGUGACGACUCCAGUGAUAACGGAAGCGUUAAGCGCGAUACUUUGGGGAAGAAAGCUGAUAUAGUCCAAUCUUUAGAUGCCGCCGCGCAUAUGGAUGGUACCAACAGUGUCACCGGGAUUAUCGUGGAUUUAUGGAGAGAGUAUAAAGAAAUGCAAACGCAAGUUGAGGAAAAAGGCAGAAGCGACCUAACCACAGACGAAAUUCAGAACAAACUCGAGCAUUUCUCAAAAGAUCAACUGGAUGCAGCAGAUGAAAGAGGCUACAAUGCACUUCUUAAAGCCUGUUCCUUGCCUGCUAUGAGUCCUCAUGUAAUGCAGUACCUUAUCACUACAAGAAAGGUUGACCUCAAUUGUCAGCUUCCCUCUGAUUUUGAUGUGAAUCACUCAGAGGCUAAGGAAUUAGUUCCAGGAAUGUCCUCUUUGUCCGUGGCAAUCAGAAAAAAAAAUGUAAAAUCAGUCUCCACGUUUAUGAAUAGGUCAACGUGGAUUCAAGUAAGAAGUUUUGACGAUAAUGGAAACACCGCUCUGCAUCAUUGUGUGAUUUCGAUUUAUAAAACUGCCUUUGAUAAAAUUUUUCCCCUUUUCAAGCCGCUGGAAUGGAGAGAGAUGCGAAACAAAAGAGGAAAGAAUCCUUUGGACAUAUGCAUUGAAAAGGAAGAGGAACUACAAAGACAAAAAAAGGUAAAGGGAAAAACCCUGGAAAAGCUCAGAGACAUGCGUAAGGAAAUGGAGGUUUCAGCUUAAAGUUUACAAACAUCAGCAUCCAAGCCAGAGGUGAACUACACCUUACACCCUUCGAUUUCUCUAAGUGGCAGCUGGUAUUCUUCGUGAACAUGGAUCGAACACAGCAUUUAUCAGGCCUCAAUGCAAAACCGAAUAGGGUUUCAAGAGGAAAUUAUCAACUGAGUUUCGAAACUAAUUUAGGGAUCUUCUCAACCAAUCAGAGUCGUAAAAGACCUAUGUGAUAUUUUCCUUUGUUAUGAUUGGCUGUGGUGAUUACUGUGAAUUUGAUAUUACGACACUCUUGAAAAGUGCUCUGAAACCUAUUUGAAGUUUUGGUAUAUCUGGUAAUUUGGUUCUCUGAAAUCUAGAAGUGCACAUCCAUUUUUGUAAUCAGUUCUCGAGUUUUAACUAGCCACUGAAAAUUUCAGUGUAAAAGGUGUAAAAUUUGUCGUUACUUUGUACUUAAAAGCGUUUUAAAGUACUGCUUGUGAAAAAAAUUGAAAUCUUUCAUUAAAAAUGAACUGAAUACUGUGUUUUAGAAACCAGCAGCGUUAGCUAUUCGAAUAUACAUGGCGAAAGUAGGGUACAUAAUCUAUAUCUUUUAAAAAUUUUGCAACUUUUUGGCUCUAAGAUAUUUUUCUGGGGAAUUUUUUUCCUUACCUACUAAUACGUUUUUAGUACAGUGAUAUAGUAAGUGUUUUCAGGCAAAAUAUGUUCCGCCAACAAAUCUUGAACAGUUAAAAAUUUUUAAUUAGUAAGUGUUUUAUAAGAAAGAACAAAGGCUUUGUGGAUACAAUCUAGACUUAAUAAACUUGUUUAGAAGCUAUCAAUUUGCGCCUAUAACUUUUUAGGUAAUAUUGUUGUAUGUUAUGACAAAAAAUUUAGAAAUUAACAUAUGAGAAAAAUUAAGAAUUUUCCAAUAAUACACUUGUAGUGCAAAACAGCACUUUUUUGUGAGACUAUUGAGACGUUAUCAUUAUUACAUACUUUAAAAGAUUUUCAUGUCUUGUAUAUUUUCUUUGAUUUUUAAGCAUUUUUCAAAACAUAAAAGCUGUUAAAAGUUGUCAUUAAAGUGGAAAAAAUAUUUGA
Pocillopora damicornis (cauliflower coral) is the source of this 7938-nucleotide messenger RNA. RefSeq lists its product as uncharacterized. Gene Ontology annotation, molecular function: protein binding. Gene Ontology annotation, biological process: multicellular organism development. Lineage: Eukaryota; Metazoa; Cnidaria; Anthozoa; Scleractinia; Pocilloporidae. The record is from RefSeq and is a predicted model, not a curated record.